Molecule: messenger RNA, 2975 nt
Organism: Macrosteles quadrilineatus (aster leafhopper)
Lineage: Eukaryota; Metazoa; Arthropoda; Insecta; Hemiptera; Cicadellidae
Product: thyrotropin-releasing hormone-degrading ectoenzyme-like
Exons: 18
Coding region: 110-2923 (937 amino acids)
Biological process (GO): peptide catabolic process; proteolysis
Cellular component (GO): cytoplasm
Molecular function (GO): zinc ion binding; peptide binding; metalloaminopeptidase activity
Source: RefSeq, a predicted model, not a curated record
UGAUGCUGUACAUGGGGGGAGAGGGAGAUAAGAGAUUAGGAUGAGCUGGGUGAUAACACCUCCACAGGUAGUUAGUCUCUUCUCUUUUGGGCUCCCUUGAGGUCAAAUCAUGGGAGAUCUUAGGCUAACGCUGUUGCUACUGAUGGUUGUGGGUCUUCAAGAGUCCCUAUCCCAGGACCCUAAACCCGUCGUCUACCGCCUUCCCUCCACCAUCACCCCACGGUUGUACACCCUCCGGCUAGAACCUAGCCCCGACCUCGGACAAGUCAACGGAACCAUCAGGAUUGAAGUCUCCACCCAUGGAACGAACGAAACACUUACCUCCAUUGCGCUGCAUUAUGGUGCUAACGGAACAGUUAACGCGACAUCUGCCGCUAUUAUCGACAUGGACGGUACAGUUAUGAUGCCUGGGGCUGUUAGUUUGGAUGACGAGAACUCUUUGCUUAUCCUGGAGUUGAAGGAUGGACAAGCUCUGAAGCUAAACUACACUUAUGUGAUAUCUCUCCAUUUUACAUCGCCCCUGGGUACCUCAACUAAAGGACUUUUCUACGGCUAUUACAACUCCACUAGCAAGUACAUUGCCAGCAACUUCAGGCCGGUGUAUGCUCGUGAAGUGUUUCCCUGUUUUGAUGAACCACAGUUUAAGGUUCCUGUAUCUCUACAAGUUGUUCGACCCACCUCGUACUACUCUUUGUCUACAGCUGGUUCCCCAACCUCCGAACCUUUAUCAGAUGAUAAGGUUUUGGACACCUUUCCCAACACUGGUCCCAUCUCCAUCCACUCUCUUGGUAUCUUCAUAAGUCAGGUGGCUCCGGUCUCGUCCAUGGGUGUGAAAGUUGUCGUCCCUCCGUCUCUUCCAGUAACUAUCUAUUGGCUCAACAUCCUCAUCACCAAUGUGGUCAAACAGUAUGGAAAGUUCCCACAGUCACCACUCAACCUCAUUGUUCUACCAGACAAAACACUAACUACUUUCUCUAGUCUUGGCUUCGUGUUUACCAGCCCUGAGGUCUACCAAGGGACGGUUGGCAGCAUUUUGCAGUGGACAAGUCUGCAACUCAAGCUAACUGAGGAGUUUCUUCGUCAAUACCUGGAGUUCUCCAAAACUCCUCAGUGGUGGUCGGAGUUGUGGUUGUCCGAGAGUGUUGGGGCAUACUUGGCCAUUCCCUUCCAGCAAGGCGAGACACCGCUACAAGAUUGGCUAAAGAUUGUGGUCAGAAGUGAGGCUCUUGGAGGGUACACCAGUCCUUCAGGAGCAGUCAUCACUGCUGAAGACCUGACCAAGUGGGACAUUGAAAACAUCAUCAGCAACCAGACCAUCAAGCUGAAAGGACUGAGCACACUUCUGAUGUGGCAAAACACCAUGGCAGUUAAAGUAGUCCAGAAGACACUGUCAGACUUCAUCAAGUUAGAAAAAUCGGUAGUAACGACCACGGACCUGGUCAACAUAAUGGUGAAGUACAUUAAACAAAGCAAAUCUUACAACUGUACAGCUGCCAUUCCCCUCCUUCCCAACUGGAUCAGCCAGCCUUGUAGUCCACUGGUGAACUUCGCUAUCAACUCCAACUCAACCUACAACCUAGCCCAGGAAACGCCUUGGUGUACACCAGCUGAACGCUCCAUCUCUGUUGCUAUAGCUGUCGGGCAGACUCCUAAAUGGAACAACUUUCGCCAAGGCAAUUGGCUUUUGGACACCUCAGCCAACUUUACUUGGGACAACAUCUCUGAAGCAAGUGUCAUCAACAUAGAAACUGCUCCAUUCCGAGUGAACUACCCGGUGGACCAGUGGAAUGUACUGAUCAAUGCUUUGUCUACCGGAUGGGCUCCGUUAUCUGUUGCCAGCGCAUUGCAAGAUGAUGCCGUGGCUCUUUCGCUUCAAGGCUUCUUAGACUUCUCCGUUGGACUUUCAGUCCUCAACAGUACAGACCGCACCAGCCUAGACCUAGGCUGGUGGCCAAUAGUCAAGGCUACUGAGGCCAUCUCUGCUAAACUCGGGAAUAGUUACUACGGUUUAAGUGCAUUUGGGAAAUACUUUGCUGACCUAUUCUCUGCUGAUUUACUGGCCGAGCUUGACUUAAAUAACAGUGCCAACUACACAAACGCAAGCGUUGUGAGAGAGCUAGUCACUCCUUGGCUCUGUCGUUUCAACAUCGGCACAUGCAGAACAGCUGUCGUGAACCUGGGAGCUUCUCUAUGGCAGGGCAAUACUUCUAAUAUUGCACCAAGUGAUCUAGAGAAUGUAGCUUGCUACGGAGCCCGCUACACUCCCGGUGCCCUGGGUCCGCUGCUGACUGCCUACCAGAAUGCUACGGAUAUGACACUGAGACGAUACUUCACCAUUGCUCUGUCCUGCCUGACGGACCAAGACAGCGUAAACAAUCUAUUGUACACGAUUGUCAAUUCACAAACAACCUUCAAGGCCCAAGAUUCGGCAGUCAGUCUAGACACUAGUGAUGCUGAGGAAAUUCUGGUUGGACUUGCUUCCAGUGUAGAAAAUGCACAAACUGUCUUGACCUUCUUACUCAGUGAGGGUUUGGAUGUUCAAGAAAGAUUCGGAGUUGGCACCCUUUCCUCAGUCAUCAAGAGCCUUGCUAAUAACAGAGCGAACCUUACUCAGCUCUCUUCACUGCUAAACCAAAACUUGGCUCCAUAUGUGAUUCAAUCCGUGGAGGAAGCUCUUGUCACGGCCACCUCGAGUCAAACUUGGUAUUCCACCUACAGUAGCCAACUGUACAAGGCUCUACCUGCUGGAGAUAUUCCACCAACAACGGCGGCCGCUUCAACAACUCCUGGCCUCACGACGGUCUUCUCUACCCCUACACCGACACCAGGGGGGCAUAGCGCCGCAGCAGGUCUCACCGACUUCAGAGUAUUCACAACUAUUCUGACAGCUCUAAUGAUAACUUUAGACUUUAUGCUACGUUAAUUUGUAAUUUGUAAUAUUUGUUUUAUCUUUUAAAUAAAUAACUUUUUUGGAA